Molecule: messenger RNA, 5215 nt
Organism: Lutra lutra (Eurasian river otter)
Lineage: Eukaryota; Metazoa; Chordata; Mammalia; Carnivora; Mustelidae
Gene: ASPH
Product: aspartate beta-hydroxylase
Exons: 26
Coding region: 143-2494 (783 amino acids)
Biological process (GO): peptidyl-aspartic acid hydroxylation
Cellular component (GO): membrane; endoplasmic reticulum
Molecular function (GO): protein binding; peptidyl-aspartic acid 3-dioxygenase activity
Source: RefSeq, a predicted model, not a curated record
GCGGUGCCGAGACACAGGCGCUGCUGCAGGAACAGCGGCCCGCACCCGCCGCAGCGCUCGCCGCCGUCAGCGGCCCUCGCGCCUCCGGUGUCCCGGCUCACUGAGGAACCCCCACCCCUCGCCGGUUCCAGUAGUGCGCGCAAUGGCCCCUCGCAAGAACGCCAAGGGCGGCGGCGGCAACAGCAGCAGCAGCAGCAGCAGCAGCAGCAGCAGCAGCGGCUCUGGCAGCGGCUCCGGCAGCGGCAGCCCGGGCGCGGGCACCAGCGGCGGCAGCAGCAGCCCCGGGACCCGGAGAGAGACAAAGCACGGAGGACACAAAAACGGGAGGAAAGGAGGACUUUCUGGAAGUUCAUUUUUCACGUGGUUUAUGGUCAUUGCAUUGCUGGGCGUCUGGACUUCAGUAGCUGUCGUCUGGUUUGAUCUUGUUGAUUAUGAGGAAGUUUUAGCCAAAGCAAAGGACUUCCGUUAUAACUUAUCGGAGGUACUUCAAGGAAAACUAGGAGUCUAUGAUGCUGAUGGUGAUGGAGAUUUUGAUGUGGAAGAUGCCAAAGUUUUACUAGGCCUUAAAGAAAGAUCUGCUUCAAAGCCAACAGUCCCACCGGAAGAAGCUGAGCCAUACCCGUGGCUGGAGGAGCAGGUUCCCGAGGACUCAGGACCUCAGAAUAUUGAAGAUGAGUUAGAAGAGCAAAUUCAGCCCCUUCUCCAUGAGUCAGUCUACACAGAACAUGGAGACGAUGAUGUGCAGCAAGAAGAGGCUGGACAAGCAAGAGAACCACAGCUGGAAGAUGAUGAUUUCCUCGUAGGAAGUGAUGCAGAUGAUGGAUUUGAGCCCUUGGAAACCAGAACAUUUCAUGAAGAAACUGAAGAUAGUUACCCUGUAGAAGAGACAGCUUCACAGGUUUAUAAUCAGGAUAUGGAAGAGAUGAUGUAUGAGCAGGACAAUCCAGAUUCCAUGGAGCCAGUAGUGGGUGAUGAUGAAAGAAGGUACCACGAAGCAGAUGACCUUCCAUACCAAGACUAUGAUGAACCAGUAUACGAACCAUCGGAAAAUGAAGGUCUAGAAAGUUCAGAUAAUGCUGUAGAAGAUUCAAACAUAAUUUUAGAAGAAGCACACAUGCCCCCUGCUGAAGAACAACAGGAAGUACCACUAGAAACAAAUAGAAAAACAGACGAUCCAGAAAUAAAAGAAAAAGUUAAGAAAAAGAAGCCUAAACUAUUAAAUAAAUUUGAUAAGACUAUUAAAGCUGAACUUGAUGCUGCAGAAAAACUUCGUAAAAGGGGAAAAAUUGAAGAAGCAUUGAGUGCAUUCCAAGAACUAGUGCGCAAAUACCCUCAGAGUCCACGGGCAAGAUACGGAAAGGCACAGUGUGAAGACGAUCUGGCUGAGAAAAGAAGGAGCAACGAGGUGCUGCGUGGGGCCAUCGAAACCUACCAGGAGGUGGCCAGCCUGCCUGAUGUCCCCACAGACUUGCUGAAGCUGACCUUGAAGCGGCGCUCAGACAGACAGCAGUUUUUGGGUCACAUGAGAGGCUCCCUGAUUACCCUACAGAAGUUAGUUCAGCUGUUUCCUGAUGAUAUGUCUUUAAAGAACGACCUUGGAGUGGGGUAUCUCUUGAUAGGGGAUAAUCACAACGCUCAGAAGGUCUAUGAAGAGGUUCUGAAUGUGACACCGAAUGACGGCUUUGCUAAAGUACAUUAUGGCUUUAUCCUGAAGGCACAGAACAAAAUUGCUGAGAGCAUUCCCUAUUUAAAGGAGGGAAUAGAAUCUGGAGAUCCCGGCACUGAUGAUGGGAGGUUUUACUUCCACCUGGGGGAUGCCAUGCAGCGGGUUGGGAACAAAGAGGCAUAUAAGUGGUACGAGCUUGGGCACAAGAGGGGCCAUUUUGCAUCUGUAUGGCAGCGCUCUCUCUACAACGUGCAUGGACUGAAAGCCCAGCCCUGGUGGACCCCAAAAGAAACAGGCUACACAGAAUUAGUGAAGUCCUUAGAAAGAAACUGGAAAUUAAUCCGUGACGAAGGCCUUGCAGUGAUGGAUAAAGCCAAGGGCCUCUUCCUGCCUGAAGAUGAAAACCUGAGGGAGAAGGGCGACUGGAGCCAGUUUACGCUGUGGCAGCAAGGAAGAAAAAAUGAAAAUGCCUGUAAAGGAGCUCCUAAAACCUGUUCAUUACUAGAUAAAUUUCCCGAGACGACAGGAUGCCGAAGAGGACAGAUCAAAUACUCGGUCAUGCACCCGGGAACGCACGUGUGGCCGCACACGGGGCCCACCAACUGCAGGCUCCGAAUGCACUUGGGCUUGGUCAUUCCCAAAAAAGGCUGCAAGAUCCGCUGCGCCAACGAGACCAAGACAUGGGAAGAAGGCAAGGUGCUCAUCUUUGAUGACUCUUUCGAGCACGAGGUGUGGCAGGACGCCGCGUCUUUCCGGCUGAUCUUCAUCGUGGAUGUGUGGCACCCAGAGCUGACACCCCAGCAGAGACACAGCCUUCCUGCAAUUUAGCAUGUCGUGCAGGCUUGGGACACACUGGAGAGAGGCUGCCUGCUGGCUCAAUCUCCUCGGGUGUGGGGACAGAGGUUCCAAGUUUGAGGGCCCAUCAUUCUCUUGAUGGGCAGCUCUCCCAAUUCUAAGGCUCCUCGUAGGGUUAGAAGACACUAAAUGGAAUAUUUUGCCUUGCUGCAGUUCACGUUGAAAGCCCCCCACUGUCCUUCAUCCCACGACAGCACCCAUCAUCUGAUGCCGUAUUUGCCGUGAAGACGUGAGAGCUUCUGCCUUGUCAGCCAAAGAUAUUUUUCCCCCUUUGAAGAGGCCUCAGUCAGUGUACAAUGAGAAUUCAUGUAUAAACUGUGAAUGGAUCACUUCAGUUUGUAAUUUUUCUAUGCAAUUAUAUUUUUCUAGGGUAUCUAGGCCAUGGUUUUCAUCAUGUACCACUACUUUUUUGUUGAGUUUAAUAAUAAGCUGUGUAAAUGCUUUACUUCUAGCUGACUUAAUGGUGACUUCCCCUGUGAACUCAGACUUCCCUCUUUUAAUUCUGUUUAGUAAAAGACACUCAUAAAGAAGCAAUUUUAUUUUCCUAAUACAAAGGGGAAAGAUGUAAUUACGCUGAUGUCUGUGAACUGUACUGCUUCCCACCCACUGAAUCUGUUUGCUUUCUUAUCUUCAUUGAGAGCCAUUGUCUUAAUGUCUCUCCUCGCCAUGCAAAUGGUGGAGAUGCUGUCUUUCUAAGAGGAGCUUUUCACACUGAAACAGGACACAGAGCCAUUUUAUAUUGAGUCACAAAAGUGUCACCAGUAAAUUUUUUUAAUGCCAAGAAUUAGAACUGAAAAAAAAAAAAAAAGGAACAUUACUCAAAGUAAAAAUUUUCUCUCGGGAUGAGGCAGACAGGCAGCUGCCAGGACAUCUGGCUCCUUGGGCUCUUUGGCAUCUGAGACAGGCCCCGAAUCCAGAGUCUCUUUGCCUGUUGUAAAUCCCUGUACAUGGAUUCCCAUCGCAGUUUUAUAAAAAUACGAAGGAUGGCAGAGCGGAAGCCCAAGAAUGCCAGGAUCUUGGUCCUGCGUUUAGGAUCGCCUUCUUCUCUGAAAGAGUUCGAAAGACUCUUUUCCUGGCUUGAGAAACUUAUGCCAUUUAAAUAGAGCUUAGAAGUAGCAGUUGUUAUCCACAGGUUAGCUCUAAUCUUACCCACAGCAUAGAAACAACUGUUGGAAAAAUGGUCUUGCCUACUUAUUCCAAAGAUGAUCAAAUCAUUAAUUUAGAAGGGCAUUGAUGUAUUAAAUAUUUCAUGUUUCCAAUCAAACUAGACAUGUUACAUAUACGAAUGUAAGGUUGCUCAUGCACCUGAACUUUAAGCCAAUAUGAACAAAAGUGCUGAAGAAAUGACAGGUUAUCAGAUUUCAUUCAUGGGUAGUAAAAACACUUGUGCUUCCUUUCCAUCUAAGGACAAGGAGGAUGAUUUAUCUCUUUUAAAAAGAGUUCUUUACCAUCAAAAUGUACCCUUUUUGCUUGACAUUAGCUUCCAGGUAGAAGGGUUUGUAAAAUAUUUGUCCUGUUCCCUUCUGUUUUGCCAAAAACAGUCCCACUCAAAUAGAUGAAGAAGCAUGUGAGGAAAGUCUCCAAAUGAAUGACCACAGUCCAGAAGAAAAACCAAGCUCUUGAAAAAUCAAAAGGAGUUUUGUCCUUCAGUAUUUAUUGAACAGAAGAAAUGACUGACAAAGGACAAUACAAUCCAAUGCUCAUGUAAUAACAUUCAUGUCACUUCUUGAAUUUGGUUCUCGGAUGUAUAUUGCAUAUACAUAAAGAAAUUUAAAGUAUAAGUUGUCAGUGUUAAACCAUCAUCUUACAUUCAUUUAAUGAAGUCAUGGCAUAGAGUGAAAACUAGCUCUUAACUUAAUAAUUAUAAUAUGGUAUUUAAAAUCAGGUCACUACAGUAGGAUUCUCAAUAUCACCAGUUGAAAAGCCAGAAUUACUACUGUUGCAAAGUGUUGGCAAUAAUUGAUUCCGGUAGCAUUUUAAAUACUUGGAUCCCACAACUGUUUUAUAAACCCGGUCAUAACAUGGAUUUUCUAACUCACUUUAAUUCUUUAUCUUUCUUCCUAUGGAAUUCCGCAUGGAAUAUAAGAAAAGUGUUUCAGUCACUGCAUGGGUAGAGUUAUCUCAGUGUUACUGUUUUGUUUUUUGAAAUGUCUACACAAACCAAAUGGGUUUUAUGUAUACCAUGAUCCAGUCGGUGAAGAAAUAUUUUUAAUUCUAUUUCAAUUUUAUUUCGAGGGUAGAAUACAAAAAUUACGUCUCUUAUUCUCCUCUGCCAGUAGAAAAUAAAUUAAAACACUAGAUUCAUUGAGAAAGAGAUGUAAUAAAUGGUUAAGAUUCGUAAUAAUAUCUACCUAGGUUGAUUAUGGCCAGUUGAAUCACCUCUUUUCUUUGAAUUUUUAGUUAAUCCUCCCAAGUCCUUAAAACAUAAAAUCAUAUUUUUCUGCCCAACUAAAAUAUCUUUUAUUUGACACUGAGCACCAAGUGGUCAUACUGAUUAAUGCUCAUGUCAUGUGGAUGGCUGGGAAGAUAUGAGAUGCCUUAAACACAAACGGGUUUUGGGAAACAUGGCACGAAUAAGGAUAUCCUAUCCUAUGUUACCUGUUUAUCUCUAUUUAAUUUCCUUUGAAUGGGUCGUUGGGGACUCCCAUUUCUACGGAGAAUAGACAAAGAAAUAAAAUGAUCUUUGGCAUUUUA